This is a messenger RNA of Haliotis rufescens (red abalone), 1701 nucleotides long. Its product is annotated as pancreatic triacylglycerol lipase-like. The coding region runs from base 233 to 1636 and encodes 467 amino acids. The transcript is spliced from 9 exons. Gene Ontology annotation, biological process: lipid metabolic process. Lineage: Eukaryota; Metazoa; Mollusca; Gastropoda; Lepetellida; Haliotidae. The record is from RefSeq and is a predicted model, not a curated record. Gene Ontology annotation, molecular function: triacylglycerol lipase activity; protein binding.
GUAAUGAAUGUAAUCUGCACUUGCUCCUAAGUGUAACCGCUAGAAGUCACCUGGCUGCCGACCUAAUGCUAUAGGGCGCCUUAUCUCCCGAUCAACGCCUUGAUAAAGUCAGCAGGACCUUCCCAGUUGUCGAUCUGAAAGACAAGAAGUCGGGUCUUCGUGGCUGCUUCUGAGGCUUAGCUCUGUUGAGAUAAUAGUUUUACAUCCUCGGGUCGUGUUCGAAUCCCUGACCAUGAAUGUGGUCCUACUGUUGUGUCUCUGUGCUGUGACUGUUGUGUCUGAGAAGUGUUACACUGGGUAUGGCUGUUUCCAUACCUUCGGCUCUUUCAAGGCUUUGCCCCAAGAACCGGAUGUGAUAAAGACAGCCUUUGAAUUGUUCAGUAAGCAUGGGAAUUCUGUCCUCCUGGCCACGGACAGCUCCCACUGGAGAAGCUUGUUGAGUGCUGGACAUUUCAGUGCAAGCAAGGAGACGAAGUUCAUCAUCCAUGGAUUCAGCAACAGUGGUCACACGUCGUGGGUGACUGAGAUGAAGAAUGAUCUGCUGCAGAAGGGUGACUUCAACGUGAUCGUGGUGGACUGGGGCAAGGGCUCCUCAUUCCCCUACACUCAAGCCACAGCCAACACCUUCCUGGUGGCCGCCGAGGUGGCCAAGUUCGUCAAGUAUCUGCACUCAUCGCUCCACGUGGACCUGAAGAAAGUUCAUCUGAUUGGCCACAGUCUUGGGGCGCAGAUAUGCGGUAAUGUUGGUGCCGCAGUCAGAGGCAUCAGAAGGAUUUCAGGUCUGGAUCCUGCCGAACCCUACUUCAUCAACUUCCCUGACUCCAAUCGCCUCGACAAGUCGGAUGCCUCCUUCGUCGAUGUUAUCCACACCGACGGGGAGAAGUUUAGCGGCAUCGCAGGAUAUGGCAUGAUGAAGGCAUGCGGGGAUAUCGACUUCUAUCCUAACGGGGGCGAGGACCAGCCCGGGUGCUCUGACAACCCCCUCGGCAGCCUGCUCGGCGGCAUAUUCGGAGGCCACGCCGGUCAGGCAACGAAGUCCGUUUCAUGCAGUCACGGACGAGCUAUUAAAUACUUCAUCGAGAGCCUCAAGUCCAGCACGUGCAAGUUCACAGGUCACACGUGCAGGGACUGGGCUUCAUACGAGACGGGCACCUGUCAUGGCUGCCCUUCCGGCGGAUGUCCGGUGAUGGGUUAUGACGCUGAUCAAACGUCAGACAGGGGCUCAUUCUACCUCAGCACGGGACAAACCGAUCCAUUCUGUGGGCACGAGUUUUUCGUGGAGAUUGACCUUGCCUCUGUCGACGAGAACGCUUUCGGGCGUCUGUACGUGACAUUAACGGGGUCAAAGGGCACAAGUGCAGAGGUGGAGUUCACGAGGGAAAACCGCCAUUACCACAAAUCCGACCACGAGAAACACAUGAUCGCCAUUCAUAAGGACAUAGGAUCUGUGUCGAGUGUGAAGGUCAAGUUUGACAAGGGGGAUGGACUGGCGGGGUCAGGGACGGACACUGAAGUCAUCGUCAGCCGCGUCUUCGUCAGGGACGCAAACACGUCUAACCAGGUGAAAUUUUGUGGACAUAACGCUCAUAUUCUGGACGACAAAUCCAUAAGUCUGACGUCACACAGUGGGUGUUGACGACACUUGGUACUGGCUAAUGUAGGGUGAUGUUGAUUGGGGUCAAUAAAUUAGACUCAAUAUUU